CCGGGAUUGGGUAAAACAUCCUCAAACAAGCUAACAGCUAACGAGAAUCACAUCAACAACUCUGAGUGUGAAAGUUCCUUUCUUGGCAAAUCAGUCUGACGAAUAUGGAUCGUAGUGGUGGAAAUGAUGAUGUGCAGGCAGAGCUGGACUCGGUGGAGACUGAGCUAGAGUUGGUGGAGCUGCAGAUCACAGAACUGCUGCAGAAGCAGACUGAGCUGACCUCUCGUAAGAAUGCACUGCUGCAGAGGUUGGAGGAGGCCUGUGACACUGCACAGCCAUCAUCAUCCUCAUCCUCUGCGUCCUUAAAGUCAUCCAGAGCUGAUCCUGUAAUGAGCAAGCAGGAGAUGCAGCGCUAUGAUGGAGCAGAUUUUUCAUGGUCUAAAGAAGUGGAGCAGCAGCUGAAGGACUCAUUCCAUCUGUCCAAGUUCAGACCACUGCAGCUAAGGGCCAUCAAUCUGAGCCUGUCAGGCAAAGAUCUCUUCCUGGUUAUGCCUACAGGAAGAGGGAAAAGCCUCUGCUACCAGCUGCCUGCAGUCUGCUCAAAGGGUUUUACACUGGUUGUCACUCCCUUGGUGUCCCUGAUGGAGGACCAGAUCAUGUACCUCAAGUCAAUCGAUGUGUCAGCUGUCAUGCUGAAUGCAUCCAGCAGCAAGGAGCACGCUAAGACAGUCAUGGCCGGAAUGACAGAUCCGAAAACCCCUUUCAAGCUGGUGUACGUGACUCCAGAGAAGAUUGCCAAGAGCAAGCUGCUCAUGUCUCGUCUGGAGAAAGGCUACAAUGCAAACCUGCUGAGUCGCAUCGCUGUGGACGAGGUGCACUGCUGCAGCCAGUGGGGACACGACUUCAGACCAGAUUAUAAACUGCUGGGCAUCCUGAAGAGACAGUUCCCCAAAGUGCCGCUCCUGGGCCUCACAGCCACGGCAACCAGCAGCGUCCUCAAGGACUGCGAGAAGAUCCUGUGUGUGUCACAGCCAAUCACACUCACGUCAUCCUUCAACCGAACCAAUCUCUACUAUGAGGUUCGUAUUAAAGAUUCUGAUGCAUCAAUAAGUGAUGUCGCCUCCCUGAUCAACAGCAGAUACAAGGACCAAUCAGGGAUUGUGUAUGUGUUCUCUCAGAAGGAUGCAGAGUCUGUGUCCUCUGAACUCCAGAAGAGGGACAUUCUGGCCUAUCCUUACCACGCUAACAUGGACCCUGACGACAAGUCCCGGGUUCACCGCAAGUGGACCUCCAACAAAAUUAGGGUGGUUGUAGCCACUGUGGCGUUUGGCAUGGGUAUCGACAAGCCUGACGUCAGGUUUGUCAUCCACCACACCAUCAGCAAGUCCAUCGAGAACUACUACCAAGAGAGCGGACGAGCAGGACGAGAUGACCAACCAGCGGACUGCAUCAUCUACUUUGGCUUCUCUGACAUCUUCAGGAUCAGCACCAUGGUGGUCAUGGAGAACGUAGGUCAACAGAAGCUGCUGCAGAUGGUGGACUACUGCCAGAAUAUUGACAGGUGUCGGCGCUCUCUCAUGGCUGUUCAUUUUGAUGAGGUGUGGGACGAUGAAGGAUGCAACCAGAUGUGUGACACUUGUCGCCAUGCAAAAGACUACACUACUGUGGACAUUACCCAGCAUGCCAGGCAGGUGGUGCAGAUCCUGGAGCUGGCGGGAUCCAUGGAUGAGAAGCUGACUCCUCUGAAGCUGGUGGAGGCGUGGAUGGGGAAAGGCCCCGCCAAGCGCAGGAAGAUGAUUCAGACCACCACACUGUCUCGGCUGCAGGCUGAAGCUGUGAUUGUGCGUCUGCUGCUGCAGGGAUACCUCAGAGAGGACUUCAGCUUCACUCCGUACACCACAUACUUCUACAUGAAGCUGGGCCGCAAAGCUCCUUUGCUGAAGAGCCAGACUCACACACUCAGCAUGAAGAUGAGGACAACAGAGUCUGGAUCUGCUGGGGAUACAUCAGCUUUUGAAACCAAUGAGAAGGAGGAUGAUAUAAUCUUUGAGCCUGUUGUCAUGGACAACAGCUGUCCCCCACAACCCAAACAGAAACUAUUUAAAGAACAGAGGAACCUGUCCAGGAAAAGAGACUUGAAGCCAGGCAGCCAGACAAACAAAUGGACAGAAGAACAGCUGACAGACAGACAUGGAGAGGAAGAGGAGGAUAAGAGAGGAUCCAUUAUGAAACAACAUGUAGUUGAGGUUGAUGUUGAAAUUAACAUAGUAGAUAACAUAGGUGUUAAUAACGGUCAGAAAACACCAUCACAUCCAGUUAAACCCUGUUCCAAAAGAAAGUCCACCACCCCUCAGAGAGUGAGGAGGAAACCCCGUGCAAACUCAGAAGUGGCGGCCAUUCCCUCUCAGACCUCAGAUGGUGCCCCCCUCGCCAACACCGUGCCCAGCUCUCCAUCCCAGGCCUCAGGCAUCUCUGAGACUGCAGCCGAGGAGCUCUGUGAACUGAGGAACUACUACAGCAAACAGCUGAGGAGAAUAAACUACAUUUCCCAUGAAUACCUGGGGCAGCCUGCAGAGCCAGGAGUGCUGGCAUGCAUCAGGGAGCCUCUGAAGAGCCUCCGUCUGCCCCGCAGGGUGACCAUCGCUCAGACGGCCCGCAGCCUGUGGACACGAGUGAGCAGCAGGCAGAAACUGGUUCACCGCUGACAUCACAGUUCAGUCAGCUGAGGAAACCACUCAACUAUGUGUAUAGGUGUACUGUACAAUUACUAUUCUACCGUCAUCACAGUGACGUCUUUAAGACUGUGUGUAGGUCUCACCUUUGAUCUGAUGGUCAGAUUAAAGGAAAUACUCCAUUUAACAGACAUUCAUCCAGCCAAGCCAGCCACUGUAUUAUUUUCCCACAAACAAAAACAUAUACCACCAUCAACAUCAUUUUAAAGAUGUUAUAAUUACACAAUCUGUGCCAUGUUUCAUACCUGAGCUGUUUCGUUGCCAAUUAAUGAGCCUUAAUAAAUGUAUAUUUCUGGACCUCGAUUUGUAGGUGAUAGCUGAUAAUUUGUCAUACAAAGCUAUGGAAGUGAAGAUGUUGUGCAGUUUUAUCAACAUUAUAGAUCACCUCUAAUAACAACGUGAGGUUCCCGACGUCUCUUUAACUGAGGAAAAGUGACCUGUAAAUAUAACUGCACAAGGGUUCUGAACUCAGCUGGUUCCACCACUGUUGCUGCAGAUAUUUUUACAUCAACUUAUGUGGGGCAUGUACAGAAUCUGAGAAAGGCCAUACUCGCAAAUAUUUUUUUAUCCCGUUACCUCAAGAUAACAAAGCUCGUUAUCCAGAGAUAACAAGAUAUUAUCAGGAGUAAACAAUGUUUUAUUAAUAUCUCGAGUUAACGAGAUAUUAUCAGGAGAAAACAAUUUUUUGUUAUUCAAGAUAACGAGAUAUUAUUAAGAAGCGUUAUCUUGGGAUAACAAAGAAACAGUUUUCUCCUGAUAAUAUCUCGUUAUCCCGGGAUAACGAGAUUUGUUGAGAUAACAGGUUGAAAAAAUAUUUGCUUCUUUAGGCAUGUUAUGAAAGCAACAGAUUUUCUUUUUUCAGUUUAUAGAGGCCCAGACAAUGAUGCUUUAUUUAUCAUGUCACCUGCUUGAUGAACCUCUUCAGUUAUAUUUACUGGACAGUGUUGGCAAAAUCUUCCAAACCCCACCAUUAAGUGAGGAAUUUAUUAUGUAAAAAAAUUAACUUUGUUCCAGGCCUUCUGUGUGUUCAACUAGUUUCUCCAGAUGUUUCCCAGGUAGAAAUGCACUGACUUUUCUUUUAUGUGACAUUUUGAUCAACUGUUAUGAUAAGAAACAGUAAUGUUCAGAAAAUGUUCAGAAAAAUACUGUAUUCUGACUGUUUUUUAUUGGCUAUAACUUCAAAAUUAAGUUAUGAUUGUUUGUUAUAUUAUAUCUGUUGAUUAUUUUGAGUUGAUUAUUAAUAUAUUAUAUUAGUUACACUGACACUUAUCCUGGUUUUUAUACUCAAAAAACAUGUCUGCACAUCACAACUUGGAAUAAAAAUAAACUAUA
This is a messenger RNA of Seriola dumerili (greater amberjack), 4004 nucleotides long. It is a transcript of the gene recql, whose product is annotated as RecQ like helicase. Bases 105 to 2645 code for a protein of 846 amino acids. NCBI's taxonomy places the organism in Eukaryota, Metazoa, Chordata, Actinopteri, Carangiformes, Carangidae. Gene Ontology annotation, cellular component: chromosome; cytoplasm. The transcript is spliced from 15 exons. Gene Ontology annotation, biological process: double-strand break repair via homologous recombination. Gene Ontology annotation, molecular function: 3'-5' DNA helicase activity; nucleic acid binding; ATP binding. The record is from RefSeq and is a predicted model, not a curated record.